AUGAGAUUUCACAAUGUGGGCAUCUUGUUGUGGGCCGUUCUAUCCAAUGUGUGCUACAGUUUAGUGCUGGUAGAUUCUUCGCUGGCUUCUGCGUGUCUAUAUUAUGACAAAAUGUUCGAGUGGGGAUGUGGUUCGCACGGAAUGGGUAUGAAAGCCUACAAGUGUCGAUGUGGCAAUAUUAAUUGGCUGGGUACUGUCACUAAUUGUAUUGCCAGUAACACGGAAAGUAAGAGACUCAGAGAACACGCAUUCAGACAUGUUGCUAAGAGGUGCUACCAGAAGGGUGAUUUCCAUUACAGUUUGCAGGACAUGUACGGAUUUUGGGAAAAUGGCACGCAGUAUCUCCGGGACCCUACCGAGGCAGAUCUCACCAGUCCUGUGAACACGGCGAUUGGCUUCGACCAGGAGGAAUUUGACUGGUACUACCGCAAAUUCAAAGACUUCACAUUCCAGGCGCAGAGAAGCCAAUGGUUUGGGUGGGGCGUUGUUUUCUACUGGGCCGCAGUGAUGGUGGUUUUCACGGCGUACAACGUGAAUUGCAAAUACUUUGGAUUUAGGGUUCCAGGAAAGCCGUGGUUCACGCGGACGCUGGUAAUUCCUUCCGUUUUUCAAGCUUUUUGGCAACGUUCGCCGGGGAUGCGAGCCCUAAUGCCGGGACCACAUCCCAAUCGGUUGCAGGGGUUUAUCGUGACGAUCUUCGUCAUCCAAGUCAUGAUCAGCACCGGCGUGGGCUACCAAAUGGAACUUCCCAACCCUUAUCUUACCACCAGAUGGUUUAUGAAUCUCGAUCUGGUCAGCUACAGAACAGACUUGAUGUCUAUGUCGCUAUUCCCACUGAUUUACUUCUUCGGGAUUCGCAACAACCCCUUUAUCGCGCUCACUGGUAUGUCUUACACCGCAUUCUCAUUUUUCCACAAGUGGUGUGCCUAUGUCGCUACGGCCUUGGCUUUUAUUCACUCCAUCAUUUGGACGGUGUACGCCAUCCAAACAGAUGGCUACCAAGUCUGGGCUAUGGAUGCAUAUUGGCAAUACGGCGUGGCUGCGAUGGUUCUGAUGGCGCUUUUAGUUAUUCACAGCGCCAAGGUACUGAGAGACCUUAUGUACGAGCUCUUUCUUUUCGCCCACCAAUUGCUCAACGUUUUCUUCAUUGUUGGGAUGUACUACCAUUGCAAGGACUUGGGAUGGCUGGGAUGGAUAUGGUCGAUGGCCGGGAUAUUGGUCUUUGACAGGGUGCUCCGGCUUGGGCGCAUUGCUAUGAGCGGGGGACCUCAGACGUCAACUCUGACUGACUGUGGUGGUGGAAUAAUCAAAUUGACUCUUCACAAACCCAAAUACCUGGCGUACCGUCCCGGAUCGUUUGCCUAUAUCUAUUUCUUUGGCUGGAACGACCCCUGGUACUACCAGUGGCAAUCGCACCCGUUCACACUGCUCAGCUUAGCGAAUGAAGUUGGAAGCCAUGGAGAAAAUUUGGUAGUAUACUUCAAGGCUCACAAAGGUGUCACUGGACAAAUGUUGCAGCGACUUCUAAAGUCUGGCAAAGAUUCUAUCCAGGUAACGGUCAUGAUUGAAGGCCCUUAUGGUGACGUUCUUCCACAAACCGCAAAAGUCGAGCAGAAUUUGGUAGCAGUGGGGGCAGGGCUAGGUAUAACUGCAAUCUAUGCACAACUAGAUCAUCUGAUGAGAGCACAACCUUCCGAAUUCAGUCGCAAGUUGUUCUGGGUUAUCAAUGACGUCAACCGUAUAGCGUGGUUCUCAGACCACUUGAAGUUCCUGUUGUCAAAAGGUUGCGAAGUUACCAUUUUGUGCACGAAUCCCAAGGAGCUGGAAUGUGGGAAUUUAUCGCCAUGUUUUGACGACAAAGUACUGGAAAAGAUUGAGGUAAAAAAUUUAUUCUCGAGGCCUGAUUUGAAUUCCCUGAUCACUCUCGAGAUUCAGGAGUCUUCCUAUCAAUCCAGGAACGUCAAAUUCAUAACCUGUGGGCCAUCGACCUUUAAUGUUGAUUUUAGAGCUACCCUCGCUGCAGCUUUGGAUAAUCAGCUAACUAUUGACGUUGCGCUCCAAGAAGAAAGUUUUGUGUGGUAA
Molecule: messenger RNA, 2082 nt
Organism: Lachancea dasiensis
Lineage: Eukaryota; Fungi; Ascomycota; Saccharomycetes; Saccharomycetales; Saccharomycetaceae
Source: the annotation of a GenBank genome assembly